Molecule: messenger RNA, 825 nt
Organism: Dichotomopilus funicola
Lineage: Eukaryota; Fungi; Ascomycota; Sordariomycetes; Sordariales; Chaetomiaceae
Exons: 1
Coding region: 1-825 (274 amino acids)
Source: RefSeq, a predicted model, not a curated record
AUGUCCGCCAUCCAGCUCUCGUUCUCCCUCCGCGUCUCUUCCGGCGUCAAGACCGUCCAUCUCCUCGGCUCCUGGGACAACUACUCCGGCCAGCUCCCGCUCUCCAAGGACAAGAGCUCGUCCAAGGGCACCUGGAAGGGCACCUUCCGCUUCCAGCAGGCUACCCUCCAGCCCGGCCAGCGCUACUGGUACUACUACAUCAUCGAUGGGUACCACGUCUCGCACAACCCCAGCGAGGACUCGACCGUCGAGCCCACCACCGGCCGCGCCCUGAACAUCCUCGACGUCCCCAAGGCCAAGUCUUCUUCCUCUUCCUCUUCCUCCAAGUCGUCGUCCCGCAAGUCGACCUCCUCCUCCAAGAGCUCCCGCUCGUCCGCCAGCAGCGGUGAUGUCGCCAAGGGCCGCCCCCUGUCCAUCUCCCAGAUCAAGGCCCCCAAGCCCGUCUCGCCCAACGCGACCCGCCACAUCCUCGACAACGACUUCGACGAGGACGAGCUCUCCAGCCGCUUUGCCGCCACCGGCAUCUACGAGGACGAGGACGUGAUCACCGACUUCGGUGCUCCCGGCUCCCCCGUCUCGUCCGUCGGCUCGUCGCUCUCGUACCGCUCCGACAGCACCGCCUCCUCGUCCGGCUACUCCACCCCGGCAUCCGACUGCUCCAGCUGCACCUGCGAGCGCUACGGCAUCACCCGCAAGGGCGAGCGCGUCCGCCUCGACUGCGGCGGCUCCCGCUGCUCGUACGACGACUCGUGCUCGUCGUCCGAGGACGAGGCCGAGUACGUCGAGCGCAGCUCCCGCCGCAACGGCAUGGUCGUCCGCGCUUAA